Molecule: messenger RNA, 1090 nt
Organism: Annulohypoxylon maeteangense
Lineage: Eukaryota; Fungi; Ascomycota; Sordariomycetes; Xylariales; Hypoxylaceae
Exons: 2
Coding region: 190-777 (195 amino acids)
Source: RefSeq, a predicted model, not a curated record
AAUCGACCAACGAGUUCUCGCUGCUAGAUUGUUAUCGUGGAUUAGGCAAUUGUCGAUAUCCAUUGGGCGAUUGGGACAUACUUGACGUUAUACAAUAGAUUUCGUAUUUCGGGUCGCGGAAACGACUUUGUUGGCUUUUCUAGAUCAGAUCAGGGCGAACGGAGUAGUAGAGUUGUAGGCUCAGGCAAGAUGUCGUUCUUCACAGGUGUAACCAAGCUCUCCAACACCUCGGCCAUCCCGGCCAUCGAGGGCGGCGGCAAAAUCACUAAAGAGGCCGCCCUGGCGCUCCUGCACAACCACGACUUCUUUCUCAAGACCGAGCCGCACUACGUCUCGCACCGCGUGUUAACCGCCGACAAAGACGUCGGAGACGACAUAGCAGCCGUUCGCGAAACCUACGACUUACCGCCUGAGCUGGAGCCCCUGGGGACCCCGAAGGUCAAGCUCUACGAGGUCGUCGACCACGUGCCGAAUCCGGUGUGGAGCUCCAGCGUGGUUAGUAAAGAGGAGUUUGUGGAUUUGAAGGAUGGCCUUUGGGUUCGGAUAAGGAGUCCGCUUGCUGUGGUCAUGGAGACGAGGUGGACGGUUAGGGAGCGGGUGGUGGCGGAUGGGGAGGGAGAGGGGACAGGGGAGUUGGAGUUGCUGGAGGAUGUGGAGAUUAGUUGCUCGAAGUUGUUGCUGGCGAUUGUGAAGGCGCAGGUCGAUAAUAAUUGGAAGGGCAUACAUGAUAAUUUUAUUAAGAAGUUGGUUGAGGAUGCGAAGAAGGGGGUGGAAUAGACUUAGAGUUAGACUGGGGUGCCUGGCUAUACAUAUAGAUGGCUUAUACAAAUAUAAACGAAUGAGCAUGUUUUUAUUUUAAGUUUUUAUGUCGCUUUUUCAACUCGUUGGAGGAUUGACGGACCAGCGUGGGCAGCGACGGGUAGGUACAUCAUGGCGGAUAUAAACGGUCGUAGAAAAGAAGGUUGUGGAAGGAGACACUGGGAAGUGGAAUAGAUAGAGGUUUAGGUUUAACUCCUAUUGGGCUUGUCAGUGCCUUCUACAAAUACAUCUGACAUGGACAAUGCUGUUUCAUUUAAAGGUAGAAUUCAUG